GUCAUUAAUGUGCAAAAGAGUGGGAAGGCCGCUGCUUUGUGGAGAUCAUAUCGUAAAAAUUACUAUCAAAAUUAUCGGGAUUUUUAUGAAAAGUUCUGUAUGUAAUAAUUUUGUAAUUUGCACCAGGAAAGUAUGUUAGUAUUGGAACAGGCACGAAUUCUUCGGGCGCCGCCAUCGACAGAAAAGAACCUUUUUAUGGUCAAGUCGUCAAACUAACAAAUGACAUGAUGGAGGUAACGCACUCCAUCCGUGAGCGCACCAUUGCUGAAAACAGUCUGGUCAUACUUCUGCAAGGCCUACAGGGUCAUGUGACUACAGUGGAACUGCGGGACGAGAGCUCAGCCCGCGGCCGUCUGGUCAACGUCGAUGCCUUUAUGAACGUGCGUCUGGAGGAGGUGGAUUACUGUGACCGGCGCGGGCGACCUAGUAAGGUGGCAGAGCUGUUUAUCACCGGCAGGAAUGUCCGGUACGUACAUAUUCCCGACCACGUGGACAUCAUGGACACCAUCCAGACCCAGCUGCAGAAGAUCCACCGUGUUCGCAACUUUGGAAGCUCGCAUAGGGGCAGGAAGGAAUACUCGAAGAAAACAGCUAGCACUCUGUGAUCCUCACUUUGGUUUGGGGGCCCCACAUGUAAUACUAUGUGAUACUAUAUAGUAUAAAUGUAAUACUGUUUCAGUUAAACACACAGCUUCAUAUUGUUCACAGAGCAGAUGGAAUAGUGUUGGGGGUAAAAACUGAAUUGGAAGAAUCACAAUCCAGGAGGAGUCUAGCUGUUGAACAUUAAGUUCGCAUAACUACUAGUAAUGAUCGCUUGAUAGAGAAGUGGAAGGACAGUCUUCCCACUAAGAUCCCUCAUGUCCUGCCUGAAUAGACUCCCUAUUUGUGUUUAAGAAUGUUUUGCAAAAAUGUAACGUAAAUACAUUUGUUGUAACUAUGAAAAGCUUUGGACCUUUUUGAUGACAGGGUUAUGUAUUCUUUAUUUUAGCCUAUUGUGAACAGGGUUCAUCUUCUGUUUAUAUGGCGUACACUGUAGACUUGCAUUAUACUUUUUUCUGUGGUACAUUAUCUAAUAAUCGAAACUCAAGAUAAUGUUUCAUGGAAAAUCUGAUCAGGUGGGGCUGUGUGUCUGACACAUUUGAAUUGAUAAUGGAUGUAUUUACCUAGCCAGUCAUGGAAAGUGCACAGACUACAAGUGUAAAUGCUUUUUUUAAUUAUUAUGUACUUAAUUCCUCAGUUCAAGUAUAAGUAAAGAAAGAAUUACAUUUUAACUGGCAAGAGAAGUAA
Molecule: messenger RNA, 1287 nt
Organism: Brienomyrus brachyistius
Lineage: Eukaryota; Metazoa; Chordata; Actinopteri; Osteoglossiformes; Mormyridae
Gene: lsm10
Product: LSM10, U7 small nuclear RNA associated
Exons: 3
Coding region: 225-605 (126 amino acids)
Biological process (GO): mRNA 3'-end processing by stem-loop binding and cleavage
Cellular component (GO): nuclear body; cytoplasmic U snRNP body
Molecular function (GO): U7 snRNA binding; histone pre-mRNA DCP binding
Source: RefSeq, a predicted model, not a curated record